This is a messenger RNA of Labeo rohita (rohu), 1128 nucleotides long. Its product is annotated as CMRF35-like molecule 1. Lineage: Eukaryota; Metazoa; Chordata; Actinopteri; Cypriniformes; Cyprinidae. The coding region runs from base 13 to 1128 and encodes 371 amino acids. Gene Ontology annotation, molecular function: transmembrane signaling receptor activity. The record is from RefSeq and is a predicted model, not a curated record. Gene Ontology annotation, cellular component: plasma membrane. The transcript has 11 exons.
UCCACUGUAGACAUGAUUUACCCUCUGAUUCUCUCUGGGAUUUUACUUCACAUCUCAGAUGGUGCUGGAAUCGAGAAAAUGAAUAUAGGAGUGAAAUCUGGAUCACCUGGCAUUAUUCCAUGUCUAUAUGAUAAAAAACAUACAGAAAACCGUAAAUACUGGUGUAAGGGGAUGUAUUGGGUCUCUUGCGAAAUACUGAAAUAUGCAAAUGAGACAGGAAAAUAUUCCCUCACUGAUUAUCCAAACCAGAGUAUUUUUACAGUGCAGUGGAAGAAUCUGCAGACCUCAGACUCUGGAUAUUACUGGUGUGCUGUGGAGAUCGGUGGCCCAGACGACGGUUAUUAUUUGUAUCUGACGGUACAAUCAGUUCCUGAUGUGUCUGUGGUGAGCAGCAGUGUAUCUGGACAUGAAGGUGGUGAUAUCAGUGUUCAGUGUCUCUACAGUUCUGGAUAUAAGAAUGCAGUCAAACAGUGGUGCAGAAUUAAAGAUAAAAGAUGUUACAACGAGGGGAGGACUGACACAUCCCAGAAUCCAUCAGUCCAAAUCACUGAUGACAGGAGAAGAUCCUUCACUGUGCUGAUGACUGGACUGAGACUGACUGAUUCUGGCUGGUACUGCUGCUCUGUAGGAGACUGGCAGGUUCCUGUUCAACUCACGGUCACUAAACCCAAACAAGCACCUACAACUAUUCCAGCAACUAAACCAUCUGGCUCUAAGACAGACAUGCACACAACGCAGUCAUCAGCCAACACCAAUACUAUAACUAUAACUACUGAAUCAAGACCUGAGACACACAUGCGUGAUGUGAUUCUGGCCGUGUGUCUUCUAGUGAUGCUUGUGCUGUUACUGCUUGUUACUCUUGUUGCCAUAGUAACUUGGAGACUGAGAAAGAAGCAGAAGAGGAGUCAAAAUAGAGAAGAACAUCUCAACAGCACCAGAAAUGCAAUGCCCUGUGAAAACCAAAUGACAUCCAACAGUCCAGCAGAUGCUACUUCUUCUGCCUCAGUGGAUGAGAGUUCAGUGAUUUACAGUUCUGUGAUUCAUAAAGCACCUUCAUCAUCUGUGAAUUCAGAAGGUGAAGUGAUCUACAGCGCUGUGAAAAAAACACCCAAGGCUUUGAGUUCAUAA